Molecule: messenger RNA, 2114 nt
Organism: Mus pahari (shrew mouse)
Lineage: Eukaryota; Metazoa; Chordata; Mammalia; Rodentia; Muridae
Gene: Rpl22
Product: ribosomal protein L22
Exons: 4
Coding region: 158-544 (128 amino acids)
Biological process (GO): cytoplasmic translation
Cellular component (GO): ribosome
Molecular function (GO): RNA binding; structural constituent of ribosome
Source: RefSeq, a predicted model, not a curated record
CAACAGCUGCCCGAUCGUUCCUUAGGUGGCAGGGAAGGGCGAUCGAGAGGCAAGAGCUGAUCGAUUGAAGUUGCCUGGCUCUUUGCGUGCCCUGUGCGCUGCGGGCUCUUCGCGCCUGCGUAGUGCGCCCCCCUCCCUUUCUGCCUCCUCUGCCGCCAUGGCGCCUGUGAAAAAGCCUGUGGCGAAGGGGGGCAAAAAAAAGAAGCAGGUUUUGAAGUUCACCCUCGACUGCACUCACCCUGUAGAAGAUGGAAUCAUGGAUGCUGCCAAUUUUGAGCAGUUCCUCCAGGAGAGAAUCAAGGUGAACGGGAAGGCCGGCAAUCUCGGCGGAGGGGUUGUGACCAUCGAACGGAGCAAGAGCAAGAUCACUGUCACUUCCGAGGUGCCUUUCUCCAAAAGGUAUUUGAAAUAUCUCACCAAAAAAUAUUUGAAGAAGAACAACCUUCGAGACUGGCUGCGUGUUGUCGCCAACAGCAAAGAGAGUUACGAGCUGCGCUACUUCCAGAUUAACCAGGAUGAAGAGGAGGAGGAGGAUGAGGAUUAAGACACAUUGGUCUGCAAUGUUUUGUAUUAAUUCAUAAAUAAAAUUUAGGAACAAAACCUGGUGGUUUAUCCUUGCAUCUCUGCAGUGUGGAUUGGACAGGAAGUUGGAAAUGACAGGGACUGAGCUGCUGCUCGUUUGUAUAUAGACACCUCUCCUGCUCAGAGGCUUCAGUUCUCCAGUAGUAAUGGCCAAACAGAACCAGGCUAGGGGCUCAUCUGACAGAGCAAGUAGACGAGAGGCUGGGUGGUGAGCACCAGCCAGCCCAAGUCUUAGAGCUAGUGGUUGGUUAUAUCUUGUGCCUGCCUGUCUCGAGGAAGGCUUGAGACACAUGUGGUGCUCCUCAGAAACAGGUGAUUUCUCUGUGUGAUUUUUCUUUUCCCCUGGGACAAUGACAGACAGUAAGACAGGUUUCAGGGACUUUGGUCUCUAGGUCUGAACACUAGUCACAAUUGUGUGUACUAAUCUUCUUCCUUCCUAUUGAAUUAAGAGGGGGUCUUUCAGUAUUACUGCUGCAUGUUCUGCCUUUAUAGAGGAUCUGUAAGUAUGCUGGGCAUCCGGGCUUUUAGGGGGCUCUCUAUAGGGUGUCUGAGCCAGAGGUCAACAAGGGCUUAUAGACAAUUCAAACAAAGCCCAUGGCUGAGGAAGACAGCUUCCAGAUGUUCCCAGUAGGGGGAGCCCCUCCAGGCCCAGGGCUCAGAAGGCUUACAGGGUGGGAACUCCAAUACUGGUGGAGGGAGGAGGGCGUUUGAUGGGAAGAUGGGGAAGUUGUUGCUUCCUAAACUGUCACAACUGGACUUCGAUAGGAGUCAUAUAGUCUGGGACCACAGCCCAGUGGUAGAACGCUAGCCUGAUGUGCUCCAGGUUUAAUCUCCAUCACUGCAGAAAUGAGUCCAAGCUAUGUGUACCUCCAGGGCACUGGGCAUGGAAGGCCCUGUGGUGUUCUCUUGCCACUGUGUGUGCCUGGAGAGCUGGCAGGCGGGAAAUGUCUCUGUCAAGGGUUCCCUUGGAAGAGGUCCCAACACUGUAGGGUGCUCCUCUUGUCAAACACUGCAGAAGCAUCUGCUUGCUCUCUAAUAACUGCAGCGCUAAAGGGCUCGCUUACAGCUGGUGGUCACACCUGAGGCCCGGACAUCAAGUGUCCACAAGUUGUGCUGCGCCUCCGAGGUAACCUGUUGAGGCUUUGCAAUCCCCCUGUGGCAAAGGCUCCAGUGUUUUCUAUUUCUAUGCAAAUUUCUUGAAGCAGAACUGUUACUGUCUUUCUCCUCUGCCCUCGGAGGAGGCAUUUCCUUCCAACUUGAGUUGCAGCCCUUCGUGGUCAGCUUCUUAAGUUUGUGACUUGGGUUUGCAGAUCUCAUUUGUUAAAUUGCCGGACCAUGGGGUGGUCUUUAGUUGGGCUGUAAAAAAAACAUUUACCCUGGGUUGACUAGCAUAUGCUUCUAAAAGAUGGUCCCAGAUUUUGAAACUUGUAAUAAAAUGGAAACUCGCUGGUUUUUAUGCCUUUCUAACUCUUGUAUUUGAAUGGAUGUUGAUCACUUUUUGUAUUAAAGUGGCUGACACAUGGCUACUGUCA